Molecule: messenger RNA, 1722 nt
Organism: Nothobranchius furzeri (turquoise killifish)
Lineage: Eukaryota; Metazoa; Chordata; Actinopteri; Cyprinodontiformes; Nothobranchiidae
Gene: katnbl1
Product: katanin p80 subunit B-like 1
Cellular component (GO): nucleolus
Molecular function (GO): microtubule binding
Source: RefSeq, a predicted model, not a curated record
GGAGACUUCUUUAGUGACUGCUGCUGUGUAAACGUCCGACAGUCGCCGCUAAAACUACAGAAACUGUGGCGUUUCUUUGCCAAAAUAUAUCCCACAAUCCCUCCUCACCGGGUGGUGUAUUCAUUUGAAUGGUAAAACAGACUUGCUAACACGGACGGGAGGUGAACUUUCAGUUUUACCUGGUUUUCGGCUUUCGGAUUUACACACCCGAGGGGACCUGUUGGAUUUAACAAAAUGAACCGCGUCCCUUAUUAUGGCAUUUGGUAAGCAUGUUUGCCGACAGAAAGCCUUUAAUGUCAGCAACCAUAAAUCCAAUGGCUUUCAGCGAACCUGUCUGCACGUUUCUACUGAAAAGAUCAUGAAGCAGGUGGAAAUUAAAAAUAAGGAAGAAUUAGAUAAGAACAGAUUUCCGGUGCAUUUCAGAAAGCAGAGUCCAGGCAAAGUGAAGCGGUUGUCGUUUUGCAAGAGGAAGAGUUGUUCGUCAGUGGAGGUGGGCACAAAGCUUCACUGCAGGUUGUCAGAUGUAGGCCGUCCCCGUGACCCCGGCAUGGCCAACAAAGAAAAUGAGCUGUCGUGCUCCGAUGAUGUGCGGGGCAUUCGCUGCUAUGAUAACCACGGGCUGCUGGUGAACUCUGCAGAGGCUUCCAAGAUGGCAGGGGCCAGCUCUAAGUACAGCGACUUCACUGAGUUAUCGAAGGAACACGAAGCUAUGUCUCGCAUCCUUUUUGGAAGAGAUCUUCGACUUAAAGUUGCACUAACAUUAUGGCGAAGAAAUGCCAGUGAAUUGGUGUCCUAUCUAAUAAGAAUACAAGACACAAGUGUUCUGCUCGACUGCUUACCGGUCUUAACAAACAACCUUCAAACUGAAACGCCGUGUUUGUCACUUGGCUGCUGUGUUGACCUCAUGCCUCACGUCAAAGUGGUUCUCUCCAGUAAACAUGAAGAACACAUAACCGCAGGUUUACACUGGAUCCAGUCUGUCGUCAAAAAGUGGUGGCCAGAUCUUUCUAAAAGUGAGAAGAGACUGCGGGACAGUUGUUCAGAUGACAGAAACAUUGAGAUGAUGAGACAGCGACUGAAGGACUUGUGGAAGGAAGGAUCUCGAUUAUGUUCGGUUCCAGGAUCUAUUGGAGAACUGGCAAAGGCCAUUGAGGCGUACCUGUUGCAGCUGCCCUGACAGGAGUUGCUGAAGCACUCCGAGGAUAAGACCACUACUGCUGAUCACGGUUGUGUUUUCAACUGAUAAUGUUGCCAGAGAGAUGGACUGGUGCAUUCUCUUCACACUCAAACCUCUUAUCUGGGACUGAACUUGACAAUUCAGACAGAUCUUCUCAGUUUGGGAGCUGAGGACUCCUGAGGAGGGCUUCAACGUCCUGCCUGCACAGCAAAUGACUGCUUCACAUUGAAGUGGACCGUCUGGUGAAGGGGCACGUUUAGUGGACCUGGUGAGACAGGGUGUAAUGUCGCUCUAUGAAGUGCCAAUGUCUUUGUCUCUUCCUGUGCCGCUCUGCGUUGUUUUCUAUGCCCUGCUGUUUUUUUUUUUUGUUGUUUGUUUUUCACCUGGUUUCUCUGGAAUCGGGAACUUGAAUCUCCACCUGUCUUUAAGUUAUUACCAGUGCUUGUUUUCAUUUUGCCUCUUCCUGUGAUGUUUGAUUAUAUAAUGUAAACUGUCAAAACAAAUUAUUCUUUUAAUUUUCUUUUAAAUAAAUCUCUUUGACUAAA